AUCGCCACUCCUGCUGCCGCGGUUUUGGCGUUUGGGGUCUGAGAAUAAAUUUAGUUUCGUUUAUUUUAGGUGACUGUUGCACUGUCUGUGUUUUUCUGGACAGUUGUAGUGCUCGGUUCCCAAGGAAAGGGUGUCAUAAAAGAACAUUUAGACCCUUGUGUUGCGAGCGCGCGGUCGGCGGCAGCGGCCAUGGCGGACGCGCCGGCUCCCUCCCAGUCGCUGGAGCAGUUCGUGCUGCUGGCCAAGUCGGCGCGCGGGGCGGCCGCCGCCCAGCUGGUGCGGCAGGCGCUGGACGCUCCGGGACUGUACGUGUUCGCCGAGCUGCUGGACAUGCCCAACAUCAGCGAGCUGGAGAAGCAGCCGGAGUACGCGCCGACGCACCAGCUGCUGCGGCUGUUCGCCUGCGGCGUGUACCGCGACUACGUCCGGGGCCGGCCGGGCCUGCCCGAGCUGAGCGCCGUGCAGCUGCUCAAGCUGCGCCACCUCACCAUAGUCACAAUGUCCACACAGACCAAGCGUAUACCCUAUAGCGACCUCAUGAAAGAACUGGGCCUGGAUAACACCCGGGAAUUAGAAGACGUUAUUAUAUCUGCCAUAUAUUCGGAUGUGAUACGGGGCAAGUUGGACCAGCGCGGCGGCCAGCUGGAGGUGGAGUACGCGGCCGGCCGCGACGUGCGGCCCGAAGACGUGCCGCGCGUGGUGGCCACGCUCGAGGCCUGGUGCCGCACCUGCGACACGGUCAUGCAGUGCGUCGAGCACCAGAUCCACACGGCCAACAGCGAGAAGGAGGCGCGCGCCCGGCACCGGGCCGCCGUCGACGCCAAGAUCCAGACAAUCAGAAAGAGCUUGAAGGCACAGGAGCAGGACGAGCCGAUGUCGUCCGACUCCAAGGAGACUGUAUCCACCUCAGAGAAGUCCAAGAAACUAAAGACGAAAGGUGCCAAGGCGGGCACCAGUAAACUGUGGAAGUCAUGAAGCUGUGGCGCCGGCCGCGGGGUGCUGCUUAUGCGAGAGAGCGUGCGAACUCUCCUCUGGGCUCCCAUAGCAGUGUAUAGGCCGUGUGUAAAUUGUGAUAGCACGGGGGUGCGUCACCGUGCUUUUGAUCGCCCUCGAAUGUCGCCGGCGAGCCCGCGCCGACGCCCAAGAAAAGGCAGGGAUAGGGAGACGGCCGGGCGGACAGCCUGCUGCCAACGCCGGGCUCGCACGUGCUGCCGGAGACCCCGACGGAGAUCAGUCCUCGGCCGGGCGAACGGCCUGCUGCCAACACCAGGCUCGCACGUGCUGCCGGAGACCCCGGCGGAGAUCACUCCUCUGCAAACUUUUUGCGAGCGAGGAUUUUCGGGUGCGUGCUUGUCCUCUGUUGAGAACGUGACCCGAGACCGGAGUGAGGGCUCCCGCUGAGGCCCCGGGGCCCGUGCAGGGCCAGCAGGGACAGCUUUCCGACCCAGUUGCCUCCUGGAGGGUGCUGCGAUGUUCAUACACCGCGGCCGCAGUCGCCGGUGCCUGCGUCGGGGUCUUUGCUGACAGAUCUGUGCAGGAUUAUUCUUUGCGAACGGUCUCUGUUGACGGGUUCAGCCGCGCGCUGCGACCUACCGGAAACGGACGCUCGCCCAGCUCUGUCGGAGACGGACGCUCGCCCAGCUCUGUCGGAGAUGGACGCUCGCCCAGCUCUGUCGGAGACGGACGCUCGCCCAGCUCUGUCGGAGAUGGACGCGAGCCCAGCGUUGUCGGAAGUGCUCUGGGUUUGCACCGGGACUUUGUCCGUUUGAUUCGCGGGCUUGCGGCGCUGUUUCAAUCGAUGGGCUGCUCGCGGAGGGUGGUUACGGCGCUGCAAGCAGAGACCUCAGGCUCUCGUCAGUCGCGUCUGCUGGCCGCUGGCGGGUCUUCAGAUUCAAUUUGUAAUAACUGGAAUAAAUGAAGCAAGAAGUU
Pollicipes pollicipes is the source of this 1929-nucleotide messenger RNA. RefSeq names its product COP9 signalosome subunit 7 (gene CSN7). Gene Ontology annotation, cellular component: COP9 signalosome. Gene Ontology annotation, biological process: COP9 signalosome assembly. The record is from RefSeq and is a predicted model, not a curated record. The transcript has 6 exons. The coding region runs from base 190 to 975 and encodes 261 amino acids. NCBI's taxonomy places the organism in Eukaryota, Metazoa, Arthropoda, Thecostraca, Pollicipedomorpha, Pollicipedidae.